AUGCAGUGUGGGACUUCUCAGCUACCUGCAGGAGGCGACAUGUCUUUCGUCCUACUUUCUGUCCUCUGGCUCAUCACUCAAACUCAAGCAAUGGCAAUAAAGCAAAAACCUGAAUUAGAGCUCUAUGAAGUAGUUCACCCUAAAAAACUACACAUUUUACACACAAGGAAGAUACAAGACAACAAGACAGAGAAUGGCAAAGAGGAAAGAUAUGAACCUGAACUUCAGUAUCAGAUUACAUUAAAUGGAGAAGAAGUUGUUCUUCACCUACAAAAAAGCAAACAUCUCUUGGGGCCAGACUACACUGAAACAUAUUACUCAUCCACAGGGGAGGAAAUCACGACAAGCCCUCAGAACAUGGAACACUGCCACUAUAAAGGACACAUACUAAAUGAAAAGGAUUCUGUUGCCAGCAUUAGUACUUGUAAUGGAUUGAGAGGACACUUCACAUAUCAUGACCGAAGAUAUAUGAUAAAGCCUCUGAAAAGUACAGACCAAGAAGAACAUGCUGUCAUCACCUAUAGCCAAGAAGAUCUUGACCUGGCUAAUCACACAUGUGGUGUAAGAAAUGUUGGCAGGAAACACGGCCAUAUUCGAACCUCUAGGUCACUCAGUAGCCCAGAGCAAGAAGACUUUCUUCAGGCUAAGAAAUACAUUGAUCUCUUUUUGGUGCUGGAUAAUACCUUUUAUAACAUAUAUAAGGGGAAUCUAACUUUGAUAAGAAGCUUUUUGUUUGAUGUGAUGAACCUACUCAAUGUGAUCUAUAAUACAAUAGAUAUUCAAGUGGCAUUGGUAGGUAUGGAAAUCUGGUCUGACAUUGAUAAGAUCAAGGUGGUACCCAGAACAGGUGUCACCUUUACCAACUUUCUGAAUUGGCAUCAUUCCAAUCUGGAGAAAAUGAAGGCGCAUGACCACGCACAGUUACUCAGUGGAAUUGGCUUCAACAAUCGACAUGUAGGAAUGGCAGCCUCGAAUUCCUUGUGCUCCCCAUCUUCAGUUGCCGUUAUUGAGGCUAAGAAAAAGAAUAGUGUGGCUCUUGUAGGAGUGAUGUCACAUGAGUUGGGUCAUGUCCUUGGUAUGCCUGAUGUUCCAUAUUACACCAAAUGUCCCUCAGGGAGUUGUGUGAUGAAUCAAUAUCUGAGCUCAAAAUUCCCAAAGGAUUUCAGUACAUCCUGCCGUUCACAUUUUGAGAGAUACAUUUUAUCAAAAAACCCAAAAUGCCUGCUGCAAGCACCAAUUCCUAAAAAUAUAAUAACAAAGCCAGUGUGUGGGAACCAACUUCUGGAAGUGGGAGAGGAUUGUGACUGUGGCCCUCCUAAGAAAUGUUCCAAUCCUUGCUGUGAGGCCAUGACCUGUAAACUAAAAUCUGAAGCUGAUUGUGAAAAAGACACUCUGCACUAUAUCACGAUGGUGAAGUUUGUUCUGCUCUUUGGGGAGCAAAAGAAAUUAGCCUUUGAACAAAACCCCUCAAAUGUGCCCCUGAAUUAUGCAGGCUCAAUUCAGAACUGGUACAUCCCAAUCUGUACGAAGGCUGCUGUGGAAAGCAAGCGCUUAGCCGGGGACUUAGCUGAAACAAGCACCAAACUCUAUGAUCUAACAAGCCUCCCAUGGCUGCCCAUUCUUGUGAUGGGAUCUGCCUCCAUGUACUGA
This is a messenger RNA of Hyaena hyaena (striped hyena), 1650 nucleotides long. It is a transcript of the gene ADAMDEC1, whose product is annotated as ADAM like decysin 1. Gene Ontology annotation, biological process: proteolysis. The coding region runs from base 1 to 1650 and encodes 549 amino acids. Lineage: Eukaryota; Metazoa; Chordata; Mammalia; Carnivora; Hyaenidae. Gene Ontology annotation, molecular function: metalloendopeptidase activity. The transcript is spliced from 16 exons. The record is from RefSeq and is a predicted model, not a curated record.